Molecule: messenger RNA, 1860 nt
Organism: Cladophialophora psammophila CBS 110553
Lineage: Eukaryota; Fungi; Ascomycota; Eurotiomycetes; Chaetothyriales; Herpotrichiellaceae
Exons: 3
Coding region: 1-1860 (619 amino acids)
Biological process (GO): carbohydrate metabolic process
Molecular function (GO): phosphotransferase activity, alcohol group as acceptor; kinase activity
Source: RefSeq, a predicted model, not a curated record
AUGGCUUCUUCAGGUCCAAUACCGUUCCGUCCGGGCCCUGAUAGUGGGCUUCGGACGCCUACGCGACAAGGCUCGGUGGACGCUAGAAACGAGGUCCACGUCCAGAUGAACCAUUACAUUGGCAUCGACGUGGGCACGGGAAGUGCGCGGGCUUGUAUCAUUAACGAGGCCGGCGAUAUUGUCGGCCUGUCGUCGGAGAACAUUGGCCUCUGGCAACCUCAGACGGGAUACUAUGAACAAUCCACUACCGACAUCUGGCGCUGCAUCUGCCUCUCAGUCCACCGUGCCAUGACCCAGGGCAACAUCGACCCCCACUCGAUCCGGGGUAUCGGGUUCGACGCAACCUGCUCCUUGGCCGUCUUUACGCAUGACACAGACGAGCCUGUCUCCGUCACGGGGCCCAACUUUGACUCGUCACAAAACGACCACAACGUCGUUCUGUGGCUGGACCACCGCCCGGUCGAAGAAACCAAGAAGAUCAACGCCACCAAGCACAACUUGCUCAGAUAUGUCGGCGGCACCAUGUCCAUUGAGAUGGAGAUUCCCAAGGUCCUGUGGCUGAAGAACAACAUGCCCAAACAGCUGUUUGACCGGUGUAAGUUCUACGAUCUGACCGACGCGCUGGAGCACAUCGCCACGGGCAACGAGAACAGGAGCUUUUGCUCCGUCGUGUGCAAGCAGGGGUAUGUGCCCGUCGGGGUGGACGGAAGUGUCAAGGGGUGGCAGGAGGACUUUUUGAAGGAGAUCGGCCUGGAAGAUCUGGCUGAAGAUAAUUUCAAACGAAUGGGCGGUGUCAAUGGGGUGAACGGCGAAUACCUCUCCGCGGGCGAACUGGCCGGCCAUCUAUGCCCCCGCGCGGCCGCCGAGCUCGGCCUCCCCGCUGGCAUCGCGGUCGGCAGCGGCGUCAUCGACGCGUACGCAGGCUGGAUCGGCACCGUUGGCGCCAAGGUCCAACUCCCAUCCGACCAGCUCUCCCAAGAAGCCCCCGCGAACGACCAGUCCCAAGCUUUUACGCGCCUGGCCGCCGUGGCGGGGACGUCGACCUGUCACCUAGUGAUGAGUAAGGACCCCGUGUUCGUGCCGGGCGUGUGGGGGCCGUACAGGGACGCGGUGAUUCCGAACUACUGGAUAGCCGAAGGCGGGCAGUCGGCGACGGGGGAGCUGCUCAAGCACGUGCUGGAGACGCACCCAGCGUACAACCAGGCCCUGUCGCGCGCCGAGUCAACCAACAGCAACGUGUACGACUUUCUGAACCAGCACCUGCAGGACAUGAAGGAGAAGGCCGGCGCUCCCAGCGUGAGCUACCUGGGCCGACACUUCUUCUUCUACGGCGACCUGUUCGGCAACCGCUCACCGAUCGCGGACCCGACCAUGUCUGGGUCCGUGGUCGGGCUGUCCAGCGACAAGUCCCUCGACGGACUCGCGCUGUACUACUACGGCACGAUGGAGUUCAUCGCCUUGCAGACGCUGCAGAUCAUCGCGGCCAUGAACGGCGCGGGCCACCGCAUUAGCUCCAUCUUCAUGUCCGGCAGCCAGUGCCAAAACGACAUCCUCAUGUCCCUGGUCGCCACCGCCUGCGACAUGCCCGUCCUGAUCCCCCGCUACGUCCACGCUGCCGUCUGCCACGGCGCCGCCAUGCUCGGCGCCAAAGCCGCCAGCGCAGACCCCGCGACUGGCAAGACAGAGGAUCUAUGGAGCAUCAUGGACAGGAUGAGCAAGCCCGGCAAGGUCGUAAGGCCCUCUGACGACAAGAGCGUAAAGCGUCUGCUCGACGUCAAGUACAAGGUCUUCUUGGAGCAGUGCGAGAGGCAGCGAGUCUUUAGAAGGAUGGUGGAUGAAGUUACAAAUGAUGCUUCUUGA